GACUUUCUAUCUAUUGGAGAACAGACAACGUUGUUACAUUCACAAAGUCCGAAUCUUAUGGCCACCCACUUAAUGCAAACUAUCCCAAAAACUUUUAUCACUAUGGAUUUUAGGCACAACUAUUUCGUUUGGUUCAAUUCCUUGCAAGAAAAGAGAACCUUCCGACUAGUACUUGUUUAAUUAUUGUUCACAACAAAUAAUAUACACCUUUGGAUUUUUGUGUUCUGUUUCCAAUCAGAACUUUUACUUUAUCAGUUCGUCAAGGGGUCUUAUAAUUGUAAUCUCUGUCGCUCUCUCUUUUUAUUUUUCUUAGUUUUGAUGUUUGACCUGAGGUUAGAUUUGUCAGACACCAACAGUUUUUAACAUUUUGGAAUAAUAUAAUCCGUUUUUGGUGAUGAUGGCAUUUGAUUGUUUUUCUUUCGUAGAGUGUAAAUUGGGAUAUGAAAUAACUCCUUAUUUUUAUAGAUUCUUUUUGAGAAAUAAAAUAAUUAUGAUGUGAAUUUUAAGGGCCUAGGGUUACUUUUUCAUCCUUUGGUUCUCAUCCAGUGCUUGUUUAUGAUUCUACAAGCCGUGGACUCACUUGGGUCGUCGAUAUUACUUGAUUUGCUCGUCCGGUAGUUGAGAGACCUUUAAUUCCCGUAUGGGUGGGUGAGUUUCUCUGUUGUACCGUCUCAAGAGGUGAGUUUUCCUUCUCAUCCCAUCUGGGUCUUGGCUGUUUUUUCGAUUUUAGCAGCUUUCGGCAUUGAAAAUUGAGGGCUUUUUACGGUUUACUCAAUCUUUGAGGGAAAUUUGAUUAAUUUUUCUGAUAUAUCGGUGAUAAGAAUAUAGGGUUUCGUUUAUUUUGGUUCCAGGAUUCUGUAACUAACUAUGGCCAUCUAGUAUUUGGGUGGGUGGCAGGGAUUUGGAUUGUUUGCUUGGUUAGUUUUUUAGGAUCUGCUUGCGGGUCUGGAUUGAGUUUGGGUGGAUUCUUCGCUAGGGAGGAAAUUGGUGCUGCAGUUGAGGGUUUAAAUCCAGUGGAUGUCAUAAUUUCGACUUCUAACUCUUCUGUAAGGAGCCUGUGACUGUGAGGCUUGUGUUGCAAAAGAUAAUUGGUGGUUCUUCUCUCCGAGAAAGGAUACUUGCAUUGUAAUGAUGUUUCAUUCUCAAGGAGCUUCAAAACACACCUGUAGUCUUCUUGCUGCUACCUGUGGGAAAAAUUCGGAAAAACUUAAAAAGGAUGAUGCUGCAGAGGAUAAGCCGAGAUAUCCCUUUCCUGAGUUGGUGUCUUCUGGACGUUUAGAGGUUCAGACUCUGACUAAUCCGAGCAAAGCCGGGUUUUGUAAGAUUCUGGAAUCGUAUAACCCGAGUAUUGUUUACUUGCAAGGAGAGCAAAUUGCGAAUGAUGAAGUUGGGCCUCUUGUGUGGGAAGGUGUUGACAUGUCCACACCCGAAGCUAUAUCUGAGAUAUUCACCACCACAUUGCCUACCGCUGUUUAUUUGGAAAUCCCAAAUGGAGAAAAAGUAGCAGAGGUGCUUCACUCAAAGGGGAUUCCUUAUGUGAUAUAUUGGAAGAAUUCAAUUUCUUAUUAUGCCGCUUGCCAUUUUCGUCAAGCAUUAUUUUCAGUGGUACAGAGUUCCUCUACUCAUGCAUGGGAUGCUUUCCAACUUGCACGUGCUUCCUUCAGGCUUUACUGUGUAAGAAACAACUAUGUCCUUCCUGCUAACAACCAGAAGGUUACUGGUGAGCUGGAGCCGUGCAUUCUAGGGGAUCGUUUGAAAAUCAAUGUUGAUCCCCCUGAGAUAGAUGCAGAGGGAGAUGAUGAGAGUUCUUCAGAUGCUCUGCCUGCUAUAAAGAUACAUGAUGAUGAUGUGAGCUUGAGGUUUCUUGUUUGUGGAGUGCCUUGCACAUUGGAUGCAUCUCUAUUAGAAUCCUUGGAAGAUGGCCUCAAUGCCCUCCUGAACAUUGAAAUACGUGGGAGCAAACUUCAUGGCAAGUUUAGUGCCCCUCCGCCACCCCUUCAGGCAGGGACAUUUUCUCGUGGUGUUGUGACCAUGCGAUGUGAUGUGACAACCUGCAGUUUUGCCCACAUCUCACUUCUGGUGUCUGGUAGUGCACAAACUUGCUUCGAUGAUCAGCUCCUGGAGAAUCAUAUAAAGAAUGAAAUUAUUGAGAAGAGUCAACUAGUUCAUGCACUUCCUGACAGUGAAGAAAACAAAAUUACAUUCUCAGAGCCUCGUAGAUCUGCUUCAAUUGCCUGUGGGGCAGCAGUAUUUGAAGUUUGCAUGAAGGUGCCUUUAUGGGCUUCACAGGUUUUGAGGCAGUCAGCACCAGAUGUUUCAUAUCGUAGUUUAGUUGCACUUGGCAUUGCCAGCAUUCAGGGAUUGCCUGUUGCUUCUUUUGAGAGAGAUGAUGCUGAGCGUCUACUUUUUUUCUGUCCAAGGCAUGGGAAAGAUACUUGUACAGACAAUUUAAUGUUUAGCAGCGCCCCAAGUUGGUUGAGACCACCUGCUCCUACUCGAAAGAGAUCCGAACCAAGCCAAGAGACUACGCCUGGUUCUCGUAAUGGUGUGUCUAAUAAACGUGAUGUAGAGGACAAGGAUGCCAGAUUGAGGAAUCGGGUUAGCAUGCCCUUACUCCCAGCUCGGAAAAAAGUGAAGGUUGCUGCAAUGAGGCCUAUCCCUCAUGUUCAACGCCAUAAAAUGACGCCAUUUUCUGGAAUGUCUGAGGCAGAUGGGCAUGAAGGAGGCCAAGUUAAGGCUAAUUUGCCAGUUGUUGCCCCUACAAAGCACAGUAUUGUGGGAUCAACUCCUACAACACAGAGAAGAACAUAUUCAAGCUCAUCACAGGCCAAGCAGAUUAUUUCCUUGAAUCCACUACCUCUGAAGAAACAUGGGUGUGGCAGGAGUCCAAUGCAUACUUGCUCCGAGGAGGAGUUUCUGAAGGAUGUGAUGCAGUUUCUAAUCCUUCGAGGGCACACUCGACUUAUCCCUCAAGGCGGACUUGCUGAGUUUCCAGAUGCCAUACUUAAUGGGAAGCGUCUUGACCUCUUCAACUUGUACAAAGAGGUGGUUACAAGAGGAGGCUUUCAUGUUGGCAACGGUAUCAACUGGAAAGGGCAGAUCUUUUCAAAGAUGCAUAAUUACACAAUGACAAAUAGAAUGACUGGUGUUGGUAAUACGCUAAAAAGACACUAUGAAACUUACCUUCUAGAGUACGAAUUGGCUCAUGACGAUGUAGAUGGAGAGUGUUGCUUGCUAUGCCACAGUAGUGCACCAGGGGAUUGGGUGAAUUGUGGCAUAUGUGGUGAGUGGGCCCACUUUGGCUGUGACAGAAGGCAGGGUCUUGGUGCUUUUAAGGAUUAUGCAAAAACAGAUGGGCUGGAAUACAUAUGUCCACAUUGUAGCAUUACAAAUUUCAAGAAGAAACCACAGAAAGUCGGAAAUGGAUAUUCCCAAGGCUUGAUGGUAUCACGACCACUGUGAUUUCAGUUUUACAUUCCCUUCAGCUUAGCUUCCCUUCUCUCUCUCUCUCUCUCUCUCUCUCUGGCUCACCAGUUUUGGGGUCUCUUUACUAGUAUCAUUUUGUGAGCAACUGAAAUUUGUUCGGCUGCUGGGGUUGGAGGGACUCAUUAUGUUCUCAUCCAUUUUCAUUGGAAAUAUGUUAGGAGGAUUGUGGGGGAACCACAAGAAGUAGAAAUACGAAAUCAAUGGAGCAUAGGAGUUUGCUGGCAUAACAUCAAAUGUAGGAAUUUUAUAUAUUUUAUUUUUACCUUUUAGUGGGGCGGGAAGUCUUUAUAGGGUGAAGAAUGCCCUUAACUUGGGAAGAGUGGUUGUAAAAUAUUUGAUUCUCCAUUGAACUUUUGACUGAUGUAGCUUAACAUCAUGAGGGAUAUAUCCUUUAAACAAUUUAGAUUAUAUUAAAAAAAAAAGUUUCUAUAUUA
This is a messenger RNA of Juglans regia (Persian walnut), 3920 nucleotides long. Its product is annotated as AT-rich interactive domain-containing protein 4-like. The transcript has 15 exons. The coding region runs from base 1129 to 3462 and encodes 777 amino acids. Lineage: Eukaryota; Viridiplantae; Streptophyta; Magnoliopsida; Fagales; Juglandaceae. Gene Ontology annotation, molecular function: DNA binding. The record is from RefSeq and is a predicted model, not a curated record.